Molecule: messenger RNA, 1440 nt
Organism: Phytomonas sp. EM1
Lineage: Eukaryota; Euglenozoa; Kinetoplastea; Trypanosomatida; Trypanosomatidae
Source: the annotation of a GenBank genome assembly
AUGAAUGGUCCCCCCGGAUCGGUACUUGUAACCCACUCCAACCCCCCCAAACGUGGCGGUAACCAUGCCCUGGCCGUCGAUCCGGUGAGCCGUCGGGGCCUCAAAAAGGGUGAAAAUCAGCCCCUUUUGUGUGCGAUCCAUAAACAACUCCACGCCAACGCCCCCUUUCCGUAUGUUUCCAUUUCCGACGUCUUUCAAACCCUCCAAUCAGGCGGGAAAGGGGCGGUUGCUUCUCGCGUUUUUGCUCAGCACCCCACCCCCCUUCCUUUCCCCUGCGGUCUCGCCAAUCACGCCAAUUUUUGUUUCAUCAACGCCAUCCUGCAGGUGCUGCUUUUCAUGCCGCCUUUCGCGCAACUUUGCCUUUCCGCGAUUGGUGAAGAAAAGGGCUGCCCGACGCUUGCGAUGCUAGGGAAGUGGAUGGCGGAUUACUGGAAAAAAAACGGAGGGAGGGGCGCGUUGCCGCCUCCACGGCUGCCGUUCACGAGAAGCGGCCCCUCUGGUCGCACGCUUGACGGCGCCGCGCAGGAGGACGCGCAGGAAUUUCUCCAGCGCUUUUUGGAGGAGAUCCAGACGGAGUUAAUCGGGUUAGAAAGGCGCUUUGCAAAAGAAAAAGGGGAGGCCCCCACCCCCUCACCUGCAAACGCGAAAAAAGCGGAGGGAGAGGAGGGCAGCGGGCGGGGGUGGACGGUCGUGAAGGGCGGGGAGCAGCUCUUCAUUCGCCGGCAUGUCGAUAAGGAAGGGAAUUCGCGCCUGCUGGACGCGAUCUUCGGCGGAACGUUAGAGAGUCAUCUAAAAGGAAAGCACCGGCAGCAGAAUCACGCCUUGGUAACGGUGGAGCGCUUCUUUUCCCUCCCCGUGGAUGUCGGAUUCGCGAUGGAGUGCAGCAUCGAGGAGGCUCUGGAGCGGACGCUGCGAACGGAGCGCAUCUACGACAGUGUGCGGGGUAAGGAUCUGAAAAAAACCCUCCUCUUUGACGAGCUCCCGCAGAUUUUACUGCUUCAUUUGCGGCGGUGGGUCGUCACCGCGGAGGGCGAGCUCGUGAAGUUGGAGAACACGGUGCGUUUCAAGCGAACCCUCACGAUCCCGUCGUCGCUAUGUGGAGGCAGCCAACCAAAUCGCCACGCGCGAGCGUAUCGUCUGCUUUCCGUCGUCGCCCAUCGCGGGAUGGCGACGACGCGAGGGCAUUACGUUACCUUUUUAGUCUCCCACGCGGCGGAUCCUUUUCACGUCACGCCGAAUCCGGAGGUCCCUCGGAAUGGCGUCAAAAAAGGCAAAUCGCGCGAUACCCCCGAGGGCGCUCCAAGCGAGGCGAAGCUUCGGCAUCCACCUAAUGAUAAUCACGUUUUGCUUUGUAAUGAUAUGAAGAUUAGUCUUUCGACUUGGUCAGAGAUGGAGAGGGAAUGUGUGUACUUUCUCGUCUAUCAAAAAAAGGAGAGUUAA